Triticum turgidum subsp. durum (durum wheat) is the source of this 312-nucleotide messenger RNA. Lineage: Eukaryota; Viridiplantae; Streptophyta; Magnoliopsida; Poales; Poaceae. The record is from the annotation of a GenBank genome assembly.
AUGUCGACCCACAACUCCCAACCACCCAUCGAACUCAUUCACUACCCCGAGAGAAAUCAAUCUCUCUGGCCUGAGCCAUCCUCAUCUCCAGCGCCGGCGUCGACGCCAUGUCUGCUUCCUCGUCGAACUCGCUCCCCAUCCCACCCGACUGGCUUCUGCCGCUCUUGCAGUGUCCACUGUGUGACGACGAGAUCGAGUCCAAUGUUGCGAGGUCAGGCACUCAGGCUAGUAAUCGUUUCUACAAGUGCACCCGCUAUGAUGCUCGUCAGUGCCGUUUUUUUGAGUUCCAGCGUGCUUAUUGGAGGAGGAUGA